AUGUCUACCUUCUACAUCGAGAACAAAAACGUCGGCAACCAGGCCGACUCAGAAGAUUGGCGAAUUCGCGGCUACAAUCCUCUAACACCGCCCGACCUGCUACAACAUGAGAUUCCACAGACAGCCGAGUCUAAAAAGGCAGUCAUUGACGGCCGCAAUGAGGCUGUAGCCAUCGUCAAUGGCAAGGACCCCAAGCACCGAUUGCUCAUUGUCGUGGGCCCCUGUUCGAUCCAUGACCCUGAAGCUGCUCUCGCCUACUGCGAUCUGCUGCUCAAGGCCAAAGAGAAGCAUAAAGACGAGCUGCUCAUCGUGAUGCGCUCGUACCUUGAGAAGCCUCGCACCACGGUCGGUUGGAAGGGUCUCAUCAACGACCCAGAUAUUGAUGGCAGCUUCAAAAUCAACAAGGGACUGCGAUUGUCGCGCCAGCUCUUUGUCGAUCUGACUAGCAAGGGCAUGCCUAUUGCAAGCGAGAUGCUGGAUACCAUCUCUCCUCAGUUCCUCGCUGAUUUGCUCAGUGUUGGUGCCAUUGGUGCGCGCACAACGGAGAGCCAGCUGCACCGUGAAUUGGCAAGUGGUCUGAGUUUCCCUGUAGGCUUUAAGAACGGAACCGAUGGCUCUCUUGGUGUCGCCAUCGAUGCCAUGGGCGCUGUCAAGCACCCCCACCACUUCCUUUCCGUCACCAAGCCCGGUGUUGUCGCCAUUGUUGGUACAACGGGUAACGAUGACUGCUUCGUCAUUCUGCGAGGUGGCACCAAGGGCACCAACUACGAUGCCGAGAGUAUCGCCGACGCCAAAGCCGCUCUGGACAAGAAGGGAGCGCCUCCCAGGUUGAUGGUCGACUGCAGCCACGGCAACUCUCUAAAGAACCACAAGAACCAGCCCAAGGUUGCGAGCGUAGUGGCUGAGCAGGUGGCCAAGGGCGAGACUGCCAUCAUGGGGCUUAUGAUUGAGAGCAACAUUGAUGAAGGCAACCAAAAGGUCCCGGAGGAGGGCAAAUCCGGGCUCAAGUACGGCGUCAGUAUUACAGAUGCAUGCAUCAACUGGGCGGAUACCGAGGAGGUACUUGACAAUCUGGCUGACCAUCACCGCAUUCCACGUCAAGAGGCUGCGCACCACCAGAGCAAGGUUGACACUGUGCGACAUUCUCGCAGCCAGCAAAAGCCCCUGCUUCAGCCAGCUUUAACACAGUACGGAAGAUCAAAGCCUCCCACGCUCUUUAUUUCUAUCCUCGCCUCAAAACACCAAUCGAUCGCCGAUUCUCGCAAGGGCAUCGCGCAAUUCCUUCUCUUUGCUUUCAAGGCAUUUGAGUACCUUUAUCAAUCGUUUUUCUCUUAUCCCUCUGCCGUCGCUUUUGAUAGCAUCUUUCCGAUAAGCUUCGCCUCGUACGCGACUUGCAUCUUCACCAACACAGCGACGCGCGAAUUGACGACGACCAUGGCGCCCUACUCGCCGCCGGACUCGCCGUUAUCAUCAGCGAUGGAGUCUUCGUACGAAGAAGACAUCCACGAUGAAGAGACGAUGCUGCGGCCGUCCAAACGCCAAAAGGUCGAGGCUGGCUCGACGACUUCCUCUGCCGUCAUCCCCGACCCCGAACACGAGCCUGUCCUAGAAGCCGAUGCGCUCGAGGGCAUGUCAGAUAUAUCGUCGGACACGUCAGGCGAUAUCCCCAGCUCUCCCGUCAACGCCAGGCUCGAAGAGGAGGAUUUCCAGGAUCAGGUGACGGUUUGCGACUGGGACGGCUGUCCCGCAGGAGAUCAGGGCAACAUGGACAAGCUGGUCGAGCACAUCCACAACUCACACAUUGAGAACCGUCAGAAGAAAUACACGUGCGAGUGGCGCAGCUGCAAUCGCAAGGGGUUGCCUCAUGCCAGUGGCUACGCCUUGAAGGCUCACAUGCGAAGCCAUACGAGAGAGAAGCCGUUCUACUGCUAUCUACCAGAGUGCGACCGUUCCUUUACUAGAUCCGAUGCGCUUGCUAAACACAUGCGAACCGUCCACGAAACCGAGGCUCUUCGACCAUCUGAUCCGGUACCGAAAUCUAUGCAAUCCGGGCCAACGGGUCGGACUGGAAAGCUCAAAAUCAUCAUCAAAACGCCCCAAUCACAAUCUGCGGGACAAGACGACGGAGACGAUGCCAACGGCGAUGUUCCCCCAUCGGAAUGCUUCACAGUACUCCCGUCCGAUCUGUUCACCGAAGCAGAGCUCGAUUUACCCCUUGACAAGCUAUGGCGCAAGUGCCACUGGGAAGCAAAGUGGGCCGAGGAGGUGGGAGAUGCGCUGAAGAGCGAGUGCAAGCAGUGGGAGGAGCUUUACUACAAGGAGUGGCUGGACAAGGAAGUCCUGUUGUCACACGUUAUCAAGACCGAGGUGGAGUGGAGCGAGCGGCGCCAAGCUAUCAUCUCUGGCGCUGCCGAUGUGCAGCUUCCCAGCAGCGCAGAAGAAAAGGAAAAGGAUGAGGGCGUUACAAAUGGAGUGGCUAAAGAAGCUCCCGUUGCGGCUACCAGCGAGGCAUAG
Messenger RNA from Trichoderma gamsii, 2514 nucleotides. Its product is annotated as aromatic-7. The coding region runs from base 1 to 2514 and encodes 837 amino acids. Gene Ontology annotation, molecular function: 3-deoxy-7-phosphoheptulonate synthase activity. Gene Ontology annotation, cellular component: cytoplasm. Gene Ontology annotation, biological process: aromatic amino acid biosynthetic process. Lineage: Eukaryota; Fungi; Ascomycota; Sordariomycetes; Hypocreales; Hypocreaceae. The record is from RefSeq and is a predicted model, not a curated record. The transcript is spliced from 7 exons.